AUCGACCUCGUUUCCGACAAAACGGAAAUACACGUGUAGCGCUAGCAGACAGCGUCUAUGACCGGUACAGCUGCUGGUUUUGAUGUUCAGACAUGCGAAUCUUGCUCCUAAUUCAUUUGUGGACAGUUGGCUUAUGCUUAGAAGAAGCCGAAGAUGAUGGUGGAUGGGCUACAGAGAAGCACCUCCUGUUGGCCCACCCUGGCCCAUGUAGUAUCGAGGUCCGAGAGGCCGACUCAUUGUCGCAGAAGGAGUUUCUAGAGAAAUAUGCUUUCACUCAGCCGGUUGUGAUACGACACGCAACUGAUAACACAAAGUUUCAAGAUGCCUGCAGAAAAGAUUACAUGUUAUCCGAGCAUGGAACAAAGAAGAUACGUCUCAGUUCAGCAAACACAUACUCCUAUAAUAAAGUGGAUGUGAGUCUACACAAGUAUGUCCAUGACAUCAUGAAACCACAGACACUUGACAUGCUCGGGAACGAAACGUUCUACUGGUUCGGAGACAACAACCACACAGAGUGGGAGACCCUGUUCAGCCUGUACAAGCCUCCUCCCUACAGGCUGCCCAAGAUGUCUGCCGUCUACAGCUUCGGUCUGGCAGGUGCGGGCACUGGGGUGCCCUUCCAUUUCCAUGGGCCUGGAUUUGGAGAAGUUGUUUUCGGACGAAAGAGGUGGUUUAUGUACCCCCCAGAUGAGACCCCUGACUUUCAUCCCAACCGGACAACCCUCCACUGGCUGAUUGAGGACUACCCGCUUCUGGAUCAUAUGAACAAACCUCUGGAAUGUACCAUUUCUAAAGGGGAGCUGAUAUACUUCCCCGACCGUUGGUGGCACGGGACCCUCAACAUCGACACCAGUGUCUUCAUCUCCACCUUCCUUGCCCAAGCGUAGAUGGGAGACCUUGUCAACCACCGCAGCAUCAGUCUCAAGGGAAAGUCAGACUUUUUACAGAUUUACAAGUUUUAUCAAUGCAGAAUGUUAUUUAUGAAGAUUUACCUCUUGAAGAUACAAACACUUGUCAUAAUAUAUAUAUUUUCAUUCGUUUUAUAUUUGAAUAUUGGCAUCUUACAGGAUCGUAUAAUCGUGAGUGGAAACAAGUUUGUGAACAUGUAUUAAUUGAGAUUAUUAUCCUUCUCUGUUACCAUAUCAUAAAUUUCAUUUUUCACUAUCAGGAUUAAAAAUCAUGUAUGGAAAGUAGAAUCCAUAUUUCUCAUUCCUGUUUUAAAUUUUAUUCUAUAUCAUUUUUCAUAUUUUAAUAUAUGAUAUUUAUGACGAGGAAACACAUGAGGGUAAUGGUCUCUUUAUCAAUGUGUAAGAAGUGUUUAAGAUAUUUUUUGAAUGAAUAUGAAUGACUUUAGAAACCACAAAUGAAUAAUAUCAUUCCAAAUGAUUUGAAGCCAUAUUUAUCAACGGAAACAUCGACACAUCAAGAAACACCUGCCUCAAAUCAAAUGGAAAGUAUGGCAAUACUAUGUUGAACAAGAACUUUUUGAAAGUAGUUCCUACUGAAAAGUAGGUCCUCAUUUGCAUAAUUUUAUUGGAUUGCAAUAUUGGAUCAUUUUGUUACAUGGCUUACACUAUCCAUGAUAUGAUCAUUCAUAUUCCUCAUUGGUUUUAUGCCAUACUCCGCAACAUUCCCGCUAUAUCACGACAGCCUGUACCAUGAUACCAGGCUCAACCAGUGGUCGAUGGAAUGAGCAAUGACCUAUGAUGUUGGGGGAUGGUAGCCAGGGAUUUAGAGGCUGAUGGUCCACCCACUUCCUCAGGAAGUUCCUAAAUUGGAUCAAUUACUCCCCAAUACGUAAAUAUUCAUAGCUUUGUUGAGGCAAUUUGUAUUUCACUGUUAACUAGACAAACAAUAGGACUUGGCUCCAUGCUUAGUUUUACUUUAUCACACAGACUGUCAUGUUAAAUUAGUUUUAAAGGUAAGAAAAUAAGAACUUUAAAAGAUCCCUGAAAGCUAAUAGAUUUUCUGAAUGAUAACCAUAAGAUUCUUUGAAUAACACUAGGCAGAAUGAUAACCCACCAUGUUCUCUAAAUGAUAACCCAUGACUCUUGAUAACCCACCAUACCAAUGAAUAAUAACGCUUUAGACUGAAAGACUGGCUAUCAGAUUCUCUGAACUCUCUGAAAGGCUACGGUUUCUUUAUGCUGGGUAUUGUGCCAUGUAUUACUCGUGUACAGAUUACCUGUAGUGAUUAAUAUAUAUGCCUCAUCUGUUGAAUUUUACACUGAUAUUGUUGAAACAUAUAUAUAUAUAGUAUGAUUUGUGGGAAUUUAAUAUUACAGCAUUGUUUUCAGAACAUUUUAACUGAACUGUCUGAAAUAUGUGUAAAAUACAAAUAUGGACAUAUCAUUGUAUUUCAUCAUGUCAUCUCUGCAUGUGUGUAAUGUUUUAAUGUUGAAAUUUUAAUGUGCAGCAGUAUGUGGGUACCUGGUAGGUUGUAUCAGUGAGAUGUAUCUGUCACUGUGGGGAGAGACUGUACUAGAAGUGAGAUGCUAAUGUGGCGUAGCUGAUCUGGGACAUACUUCAUGAUGUUAGAUGACAGAAAAGUGUUAGGGGACAGUUCAUAAGGAGGGGGAGGAAGAGACGUG
Messenger RNA from Haliotis rubra (blacklip abalone), 2591 nucleotides. Its product is annotated as jmjC domain-containing protein 8-like. The record is from RefSeq and is a predicted model, not a curated record. Gene Ontology annotation, cellular component: cytoplasm. The coding region runs from base 93 to 887 and encodes 264 amino acids. The transcript has 9 exons. Lineage: Eukaryota; Metazoa; Mollusca; Gastropoda; Lepetellida; Haliotidae.